AUAUAAAUCGCGGUUACAGUUUCUAUCUCCCCUGGGCUGUUGUUGUACAUUUGAGGAUUUGUGCGCUUGCUGAAGCUCAGCUCAGUUCACCUCAGCUCAGGCUUAGCUCAGAGCUCAGUGUGAAAGCUAUAAAAGCGCACCACAGGCGGACGGACGCCACCAGUUGAACGCGAACGGGCAUUUGGAGACAAUCGUUAUUAUUGAAUGGCAGUAAACAACAAUAGCAACCAUAAUAGUAGCAGCUGAAGAGGAAGUGCCUGCCUUGUGGAUUAACUAAAUAGUAGAGAAAUAGUGUUUGUGAAUGCUGAAAGCAAGCAUAGUGAACUACUAAGUGUGCAUACAUACACACACAUACACAUAUAUUUGGUUGUGUAUAUGGCAUGAAGAGGGUGGAAAGCGCUAAUUAAGUGGCAUAUGUACCUAUAUACAUACAUACAUACAUACAGUAAAAUAUAUUAAUACAAAUGCUGGUGCCCGAACCGAUUCUACAUACAAUUUAUGCAAUAUUAUACAAUAUUAUCUAUCGUGUGCAAAUGUCUAUGUAUGUGUACUAAUUAAUUGUGCACUAUUUAAUGGCCAAAGGACUUAAUUAAUCGUUGUCUGCGAAGAUUUGAACGAAAAGCGUAUGCGGAAAGUGUAAAAAUACACGCACACACACACAAACAAAUACGAAAUUAAAAGCGUAUUAAGUGAAAAUACAAUAAAAAUAUCGUAAAAAAUUUAAAUAAGUCUACAGUCUUUAAAAAAUAGUAAUUAAAUUAAGUUUACCGCGCUAAAGUAAAGUGUACGUCAAUAUGUCACUGGAAGUUUUGAAGGAUCACGUCCUCAUUUCGCCCAGCAGCGUUUUCUAUUUUCUGCUGCUGCCCACUUUUCUGCUAUGGCUAACUUACUGGCGUCUAUCGCGACGUCAUCUCUACAAGUUGGCCGAUCGUUUGCCGGGGCCUAAGGGAUUGCCCAUUAUUGGACACUUGUUGGACGUAUUCGGACCGGCAUCAUCGGUUUUUAAGACCGUCAUUCGCAAAAGCUCCGAAUUUGAAAAUAUCGCCAAAAUGUGGAUCGGUCCACAGCUGGUCGUUUUCAUUUACGAUCCACGUGACGUUGAAAUUUUGCUGAGCAGCCAAGUUUACAUAGACAAAUCAUCCGAAUACAAAUUCUUCAAGCCGUGGCUCGGUGAAGGAUUACUCAUUAGCACAGGUGCGAAAUGGCGCGCUCAUCGCAAGCUGAUCGCUCCCACAUUUCAUUUGAAUGUGCUGAAGAGCUUCAUUGAUCUAUUUAACGAGAACUCGCAGCUCGUGGUGCGUAAAUUGCGUGCCGAGGGUGGAAAAACAUUUGAUUGUCAUGAUUACAUGAGCGAGGCGACAGUGGAGAUCUUACUUGAGACGGCCAUGGGUGUUUCGAAGAAAACCCAGGACAAAUCCGGCUAUGAGUAUGCUUUGGCCGUUAUGAAAAUGUGCGAUAUACUACAUUUGCGCUCUCGCAGUAUUCUGCUACGAAAUGAAUUCAUCUUCACACUCUCCAGAUAUUAUCACGAGCAAGGCAAAUUGCUGAAUAUCAUACACGGACUCACGACGAAAGUAAUCAAACACAAGAAGGCCGCAUUUGCUAACGGUACACGCGGUUCGCUGGCCCAACAAGAAGCAACAGCUAAGAAAAACACCACCACCCACACCAAAAGCAGCAACAAAAGAAGAAGACCUAAAAACACAAAAGAAACAUCCGUAGAAGGUCUGUCGUUCGGUCAAGCGGAGGGUUUAAAAGAUGAUCUGGAUGUCGAAGAGAAUGAUGUGGGCGAGAAAAAACGUUUGGCCUUCCUCGAUCUGUUGUUGGAGAGCGCACAAAAUGGUGCUUUACUCAACGAUACCGAGAUCAAAGAACAGGUCGAUACGAUUAUGUUUGAGGGACACGAUACCACCGCAGCAGGUUCAUCUUUCUUUCUUUCGUUGAUGGGCAUACAUCAGGGUAUACAGGAUCGCGUAAUUGCCGAGUUGGACGAAAUAUUCGGUGACUCAGAUAGGCCGGCCACAUUUCAGGACACCUUAGAAAUGAAAUAUAUGGAACGUUGUCUUAUGGAGACGUUACGCAUGUAUCCGCCGGUGCCGUUGAUAGCACGUGAACUACGGGAAGACUUAAAACUGGCAUCCGGACCAUAUGUUAUACCACGUGGUGCCACCGUUACAGUGGCUACAGUCAAAUUGCAUCGCAAUCCAAAGGUCUAUGAGAAUCCAAAUAUAUUUAAUCCCGAUAACUUUUUGCCCGAACGUCAAGCCAAUAGACAUUACUAUGCCUUUGUGCCGUUCUCAGCGGGACCGCGGAGUUGUGUUGGCCGUAAAUACGCCAUGCUUAAGCUGAAAAUACUCCUAUCGACCAUUCUGCGAAACUAUCGCGUCUAUUCGGAUUUGACUGAGGCCGACUUUAAACUACAAGCCGAUAUCAUAUUGAAACGUGAAGAGGGCUUUCGUGUACGCUUGCAGCCGAGACAGCCCAAACCGAAGUCAAUAUAAAAGACUCAACCGUCUAAUAAUUUUAUAAUUCUACUAGGUUUUGGAUUUACAAUACAUUCAAAUAUAUAUACAUAUAUUUUUCACAUACUUGAGGUUAAAUGUUCUUUUUUGUGAAAAUAAAUAAAAUCGCAUUUAUUUAGACAGGAAGAGAUACACGUCCUUUGAAAUAUGGCAUACUGUUUUAACCCAAGUAAUAAAUGUUUGUGUCAAUAAAUUACCAAAUAUCACUUUAA
This is a messenger RNA of Bactrocera neohumeralis, 2734 nucleotides long. RefSeq names its product cytochrome P450 4g15 (gene Cyp4g15). NCBI's taxonomy places the organism in Eukaryota, Metazoa, Arthropoda, Insecta, Diptera, Tephritidae. Gene Ontology annotation, molecular function: iron ion binding; heme binding; monooxygenase activity. The record is from RefSeq and is a predicted model, not a curated record.